Messenger RNA from Spodoptera littoralis (African cotton leafworm), 1839 nucleotides. The record is from the annotation of a GenBank genome assembly. Lineage: Eukaryota; Metazoa; Arthropoda; Insecta; Lepidoptera; Noctuidae.
AUGAAGACGUUGCAUGUGGCACUCAUUGUUGUGCUCUCUGUUGCCAUAUUGGGCGCUAUUGGAGGUCUGAUAGCAUGGGGGGUGAUAGCUACUCAGAAAUGUUCGCCAGAGACUUCAGAGACUUCAGAGACUCCCCAGUUGAGGAACAUGGACUGGUGGGAGCACUGCAGCUUGUACCAGAUCUACCCAAGAUCAUUCAAGGACAGCGAUGGAGAUGGCAUCGGUGAUUUAGAAGGUAUAAUGCAAGAGCUGGAACACUUCGUAGAUGCUGGAGUGGACGCUAUUUGGAUGUCUCCUAUCUUCAAGUCCCCUAUGGUGGACUUCGGAUACGACAUCAGCAACUUUUAUGAAAUCCACGAAGAGUAUGGUACCAUGGAACAGUUUGAUCAGCUACUUAAGAGGGCUCAUGAACUUGGAAUAAAAUUACUAUUGGACUUCGUGCCGAACCACGCGAGCAAUGAAUCCGAGUACUUCAUAGAGUCCGAAGCGAGAAAUCCGAAAUACGAGGACUUCUUUAUCUGGGAUGAUGGUAUCCCUGACCCUGAGAAUCCAAAUUCCAGACCACUCCCCCCUUCAAAUUGGGUGAGUCAAUUCGGCGGGUCUGCGUGGGAAUGGAGCGAAAAGAGAGGACAAUACUACCUUCAUCAGUUUGCGGUUGAACAAGCAGACUUCAACUUCAGAAACCCAGCCGUGAAACAGGAAAUGUUUGACAUUAUGAAGUUCUGGUUGGAUAAAGGCGUUGAUGGCUUCAGAGUUGACGCGCUGCCAUACCUGAUAGAAGCAGAUCCAGCCGACCAUGGUGGAAAGUACCCAGAUGAUCCUCUCAGUGGACUGCCGCAGUUCGAAUCACAUCAGCUAGGCUACACAAUUCCUCUGCACACCAAAGACUUAAUCGAAUUGUAUGACGUCGUGUACGAAUGGAGAGAGUUUAUCGAUGAGUACAAUAAGGAGCAUGGAGGAGAUACCAGGGUUUUAUUCUCAGAAGGAUAUGCGAACAUAACCAUGACUAUGUUGUACUAUGGAAAUGAGGAAGGAAAGAUUGGUGCCCAUUUCCCGUUCAAUUUCGACUUCAUCACUGACGUGUCUUCUAAGUCUAAUGCGAGGGACUUUGUCUACACCAUACUGAAAUGGCUCACCUACAUGCCUUAUGGAGCAGUAGCUAACUGGCAGUUCGGUAACCACGACAACAACAGAAUGCCGACGCGGUUCCGUCACGACAUGGUGGACGGUCUGAACUCUCUGAACAUGAUGCUGCCCGGCACCUCAGUCACCUACCAGGGCGAGGAGAUUGGCAUGAGGGACGGCUACGUCUCCUGGGAAGAUACAGUGGACGUAGAGGCCUGUAACCGAGGAGAUGAAGACACUUAUCACUUGUACUCCAGGGAUCCUGCCAGGACCCCGUACCAUUGGAAUGAUGGUCCUAACGCCGGGUUCUCCACAAAUUCCUCAACCUGGCUACCAAUUGCUGAAGACUACCAAGAAAUUAAUCUGGCCAAACAAAAGGCAGAUGCAAGGAGUCACUACAAGGUGUACCAAGCAUUGACAGCCUUAAGAAAGGAGAAGACUCUCUCCCAUGGCGAGUACGAUAUCAGGGCGCUGUCAGACAGCCUAUUCUACUUGGUCCGGUACCUGAGCACACAUGACACGUUCGUGUUGCUGUUCAAUGUGGGCACAGCUCCCGACACCGUCGUGUUGGACAGAGUGCCAUACCUCAGAAGACCAGCCACCGUCUACAUCUCUAGCAUACAUUCCAGCAGGAACAUUGGAACUGUCAUCAAUCAAGAUCAGCUGAUCCUAGCUCCUGGAGAAGCUCUGAUACUGCAGUCACCGUCCGCUUGA